AUGGACCUGCCAUCAAUUUUGCCAAAGCUCACUCCCGCUUUGGGCGACCGUGAGGCCAUCGCUGACGCCAUGUAUCGCUGUCUGUGGGGGUUCGACACAGCGGACGCCGCGUUAUUCGCGUCGAGCUUCGCAGCCGACUGCCUCUUUGACCUCAAUGGCAAAGUCAUGAACAGCUUGGAAGAAGUCAAGGCAAAAUGCUUCGAUCCCAUUUCCAAAAUGGACACGACGCACUUCCUCACCAAUGUGCGUGUCAACUAUGUCGAAGGCGAGUCCAAGGCCGUGGGUACCAGUUGCGGGCUGGCGCAGCACUACGCUCCAGGCCAGGGUCUUCAGGACGGUUCCAAGUCGCUCCUGGUGGGCAGUCUGUACUGGUAUGAGUUUGUCAAAGAUGACUCCGAUGGACUGUGGAAGAUUAAAUACUGGAGAGUUAAAUCUGUCUGGAGUGAAGGCGACUGGGGCAUUCUGCAGGGUAACUGA
Molecule: messenger RNA, 477 nt
Organism: Aspergillus pseudoviridinutans
Lineage: Eukaryota; Fungi; Ascomycota; Eurotiomycetes; Eurotiales; Aspergillaceae
Product: nuclear transport factor 2 family protein
Exons: 1
Coding region: 1-477 (158 amino acids)
Source: RefSeq, a predicted model, not a curated record